Messenger RNA from Cherax quadricarinatus, 3459 nucleotides. The record is from RefSeq and is a predicted model, not a curated record. Lineage: Eukaryota; Metazoa; Arthropoda; Malacostraca; Decapoda; Parastacidae.
AUGGCUCCCAGUGUUUCCCCAGGACGUACUGGCUCCCCCGUGCUCCAAAAGGCCCGUACUCGCUCCCCGUGUUCACAAGGCACAGAUGGGUCUGGUUCCCCCAAAGGGCCAGUAUGGCUCCCAGUGUUAAAAAGGAGUGGGUACUUCGCGCUGUUGGGGACAGACUCCCGCUUUGAACGGCGACUGAACGAACGAGCCAGGACUGUAGACUGCGAGGAAGACUUCCUGGGGGCGGCCAACAGUGACAUAGCACAGCUGUGUGCUGAGAACAUAAUGUUGUGGCAGCAUUUCCUCACUGUUGUGAGCUGUGAGCCUGUUCGUCAGCACCGGGCACCGCACCACAUCCAGAGGGUCAAAAGGUUCGCGGAGGCGUUCUUUGUCAUUGACAACCCCCGACCGUCAGCCAGCGGCUGCUAUGACAGUAACUACCAGAAUUAUGUGGCUGUGUCGGAGGCAGUCCGUCGCUCCCGCUACUUGAACCUCAUGCCACCGCUGGCCGUAGAGUGCACCGAGAUGGAUGGUGAUGUGUCAACCUUGCCGGUGAUCUUUGAAGACCAGUACCAGCAUGUGGCCGAGUUCGCCCGGCGACGCUCCAUCGUCAGCAGGAAGUCUGAAAAUUAUUUGAGUGCCACAGACAUCCAGCUGGCAAUGGACCAGCUGGACGGUGACAGCAGCAAGCGGGAGGUUAUCCCACCAGACGUGACGCGGCCGGAACCACAGAUCCGCAAUGGCUUAAAGGCGCCGUCAGCUGAGACGCAUCUUCUGGUCCUGACACAGCUGGAUGGCAAGGCCACCAUCAACCAUGACUCUAAGUCACUGACGAGUCAUGACAAUAAGUCACUGGCCAGCACCGUCUUCGAUUCCAUGGCGGCUAGCACCAGCGGAUACGAGUCAAGGGGGACGAGCAACAAUGAGGCCAAGACGGCCAAGUUGGCUGCCAAGAAGUCUCCAGUUCAGGCUGUCAAAGCCACUGUUCAGAGCUACAGUGACAAGGACACACCAAAGGACCCCAAGGCGACUUUUAAGACGCGUGCCAAAGCCGGAGAAGGACGGUCGCGUAGCAGUGACUCCCGUGUGUCCUCCGUGCACAGCGGAGGCAGUGGCAGCAGCAAGCAUACGCUCGGCAGUGGAUCAGAAAGCGAUGAAAAAACUCUGGCAUCAAAGGCCUCCAAAGGCUCCAAGGCCUCUGAAGCUUCGGCAAAGGAGGAAUCGGACACGGAAGACAAGCCGCCACUGCCGCCGCGGACAGAUAAGAUGCCCAAGGACUUCAAGCCACCCAUUCCACCGAAGACACACAAACUUCCGAUGCCCCGUAACAGCCUCAAAGAAAAGCUUAAAAACAAUCUGAAAUUAGAACUUAGACUUCCAGCCAAUCAGGGCUCAGCUUACAAAAGAGCUAAGUUUAAGCUUAAGCUGAUCCAGCGAGCCCAACAGCUGAGAUCAAAUGGGCUUGGCACUCACAAGAGUAAGAGAGCGCAGGCAAAUGCCAUUGCGGAGAAUGUCGUUCUUUUGAAAUACAGGCAGCUAGAACCUUCACUCAGUAUGCCAUACAACUUGGGGGCACACACGCCAGGGAGCGGAAGUGCUGGUGGAGGGGACCAGUUGAUGCGCCACUCCCAGAGUACGCUAUCAAUGCCAUCAUUUCUGUGGGAGGUGGCCAGCGCUGCAUCGCCGGCCAUCACAGAGUCCAUGCCAGACCUCCUGGCCACUGACUCCGAGACCUCAUCAGAGAUCAAUGCCAAGGGGCCGGCAGCUGUACCAUCCCGGCCGGUGCGGCUAGACCGCACUCCACCAAUCCUAUCCAAUGUUGAAGUUGGCCUGGUGUCAGCGACUGAUUCGACCCUUCUUCAGAUUGGUGGUGAGAAGGUCGAGCCAGUGACGCUGGCCAAGAAGAUGCCAUCGCCAGUCAAGAAGAUCCCAGAUGGCACCAAGCCACUGAUCUUGCAGCAAGACUCAUCUUCAAACAGCGACAUUACAUCAGAACAGAGUGGAUGGGUCUCCAACUCCAGUCGCCAGAGUUCGGGCUCGUCCAGUGGCCAAAUAAGCCCCGAUCUGGACAUUAAGCAAUUCCCUAUUAAGGACAUGCUUACAGCGGCAACGGUACAAUUUAAAACUAAUGGCACCAGCAGCAAUGGUGCCAACUCUGACAAUAAGAAUAAUGGUGCCAAGGUUAGUGGUGCCAAGGGUAAUGGUGCAAAAUUGAGUCGAAGCAAAAAUGGUAUGAAAAUGAACGGGCCAAAGACACCGGUGGUUGAAGCACCGGUCAAGGCCAUACCUACAGCCAAGUACAAGAGUAAGCAAGGACAGAGGAGUCCGGCCGCUCAUCGGUCCAGCCGCUCGGAGACUCGCAGCCAGGGCCACAAGCUGACUGGCAAGGAUCCAACGCACCGUUCUGCUUCCAAUGAUCAACUCCAGAUGAAGUUGAAGAAGACUUCACACCGCAAGGAAGUCAAGAAGUCACAAUCAUUGCAGAAAGUCAAUAACAUCAACCGCACAGAUCCGCAUGUCUACGAGGAAGUUCCCCUUCCGCCACCACCGAAGGAAUUCCAGGAUCCACUUCCAGGGCUGAGGGAAGCCUUGCGCCGGGGCGGCUUUGCCACAACAGGGCGACUGCCCCGGGAGGAGCGGUCAAGUAGGCAUGCAGCAACAGGGCACAAGGACCGGCCCCGCAGUGAGAGCCCCAAGACGGAGACAGGACGUGUCCACCGUGACGACGGAUACAAGAGUGAGCGGAGUCACGGAAGCUCACGCACUGUCACGCCCAGACACAGUGGCGAGUUUGAGCUGGACGACAUCACAAAUGUGUAUGAAAGUGUGAGCGAAGUUCUUAAUGAUGUCAAGAGGACGACAAGGAAGUCUGGCCACAGUGGCGACAAGUUCAAUUCCCUUCCAUCAAUGAGGCGCCGGCACCAGUCGACCGGCCCUGGCCGGCCAGGGAAGAGGGGGCCAAGUCGCAAGACAGCCGGCACGCCUGACCGCCUCUCAGAACCAACACCAACAAAAGCCAACCAUGGCAUCAAUGGCGCUGAACGGAUACGCACGCAAUCGGCACCGCCGCCAAAUAUAGACAAAAGCGACUCGUUCAGAGACUACCACAGCUCGCGUGACAAGGACCCUCGGCCACAGCGGCGCUCUGACCCGCUCUCAACAAAGUCUGAGCCCCCACUGCAUUUAACUGACAGUAAGUGUACACUAUUGGAGCUCUUUUUAGAGCAGCAGGGCGCCAGCGUGUGGGCUCACAGGGAGGCACAGAGAGAGCUCCUUAAGGCGGCGCAGAGUGCUGCCAAGAAGGAGGCGCUCGGCAAUGGGUCGAGGUACCUGCAGGAGGCAGCCAGACGGGCCGAGGAGCUGGCAAAACUGGCCACCGAAGGCAAGGCCAAACCUGACGUCAUGGCUGAUGGAUUCGAUGACAGUUUGUCGGACAUCCCACCACCGCCUCGGCCACCCUCGCCAAGGUAG